CCUUAUACUAUAAAUAGUAUAAUAAUUUUAUAGAUUAGCAAUGGCAAUGAUUGGUGACGAGACAUUCUCUAUGAUAAGUGACAGCACAGAUGGCUCAUCGCCUUUGCUGUUUUCUGCUUUGUGCAGGAAAGCAGCCAAUGCGUGGAGAAAAGGUUCUCAAGGCUCAUUGUGUGAAGGAAAUUUGUCACCAGUGAUUCCUUCCCAGAGCUUUGAAAGGACCAGUGUAGAUGAAAAUGUCAUCACCACUAAUGUUCCAUCUGAAAGCUCAUCUUCACAACUCCUAAUCACAUAUGACAGCCAGGCAGACCUGUUUGAUUCACAGAAAUCCUCUGACCACACUGACCAACUAAAUAAAAAAAUGAAGCUAUCAGAGGAUUCACAGUUUACCAAGGAGCCUUUGAUUCAUAUUGGCUCUCAAUCACCUGGGAAACUUAAAACAAAUACAGUUCACAGUGUCGGUGGUUCUCAAUCACCUGGGAAACUUAAAACAAAUACAGCUCACAGUGUCAGUGGUUCUCAAUCAGUAGAGUAUGAUAAGCUGCUUGUAGAGUUUCCGACUUGUACACAAAGCUAUCAGGCUUUACCAGAUAGUCGUAAAUCAUUACAGCCCAUCAAAUUAGAUGAUGAUGCAGUCAGUAUGUUUUCAACCAGUACUAUUCCCCCAGUGCAAGACACAUAUUGCCCAUCUGGUCAAGUUUUAUUAUUUUCUCCCAUCCAAUCAGGCCACAAUUUGUCACAUGUACCGCAACCAAAGAAUGUUCAUCCAUGCAAUAUCCAAAAUUCUUCAUCAUCAUCAUCGGACAUCACAAAUCCAAGUAUGACCUCAAGAAAUGUAUGCCAUGAUGGGUCAGUCCAUCCCUCAGUGGGGAUGGCAGCUCAAGACAUAACACAAUCACUCCAUGAUGUCAGCAACAAUUUCAUCCAGCCAAAGUGCCAGUCUGGCGUUAUGGUACACUCCUCUUGUAAGAACAAGGUGGACCUUCCCAGUGGUGAUAAUUCUAGCAUGAAAGAAUUGAACAACUCAUUACACAGAAACCCGGAGAAAAGUUCUGCCAGUAUUGUUAAAAGCACAAAGAGAUCUGCUGAUAUUGUUGCAACUGCUGUGUCAGCUGCAGUCAAAAUGGUAAAUGGUGAGAAAAGAACUAAGGUUGUUGAAACUCAGUUCUUAAAUUGCAGAGACGAUGGGAAGAGGUCAAAGAAUGACUCACUUCAGAAAGAGAAAGUAUUGCUGAAAUCCUCGCAGGUUCAUCAAACAGAGGUGGAUACACUGAACAGAUUAAUUAAUCUGUAUAAAACAACCCUAGAGAAGAUUCCAGAGAAAAAGCCUACUGAUAAACUUCUAGAUAAACUACAGCAUAUCACAGAGAAGCUUAUUCAAAGUCACAAGGAGGAGAAGAUCAAAUUGAAAUCUUUCCACACAAGAUCUGGUCACAUAGACAGUACUAAAAGGGCCAGUAAAAGAUAUGAGACCCUGGUAAAGCAGUUGGAGGAGAGACAAGCUCUGCUGCAUGCAGCUCAGUCACAUCAUCAGGAGCUUCUCUGCAGGAUAUCAUCACUUGAAGACAAAGAAAAGCCACAACGGAGUAUUGAUAUUCAGCUUGCAAGCAGAGAAAACAUAGAUGAAAGCCUAAAAGACAUAACUACAAAAAAUGAUUCUUUUGGAGCUAAAGAAACAGGUUGUUAUAUAUCCAGCAGUCGUUUGUUUAAUUCAGCAAUGAAACAACCUGCCCUUCAAUCGUUUAGAGCAUCACAGUCUUGUUCUACUGGAGUAGCUUCAGUACAGCUAAGUUCAGAAGAGCAAGAGAUUCAUUGCCUUAAAACUAGUCAGAAUGUAGUAGAUCAAAACUCUCAUGACCAACACUGUCACACUGGCUCACUGCAUGCAGAAGUAUCUCUGUCAUUACCCAUGAGCACAGUAACCUCACAGACAGAUACAGUAGUCUCUUCAAACAGUGCAGUGGAUGAAACUCAAUUGGACUUGGUCAAAUUAAGUAAUUCUGACUCUGUGUUGGUUAAAGACCAUUGUUAUAACAAAACGGAAGUUGUAGCGGAUUCUUUGAAUUUAUGCUUAGCAGGGGGCGUACAUAAAGGUAUGCAGACGCAAAUGACACAGACAUGUGACCUGGAGCUUUUCGACAGCUGCAGUGAAGGCUCCUUACCUAGAAUUGCUGGGAUCAGUUCAGUGGUAGAAAAUAAAGGAUUGAAUUCAAUGCCAGGCUUGUCACAGCUUCAAGCUGGUGUUGUAAUGCCUGAGAUAGACCAUGGUAUGCAGAAGCUCUGCAAAGAAAAACAUGUAGGUGAAGUGUGUGAUGUUCAUGUGAAUGAAGUUGAGACUGCUUUAAUUGAUGAUGUGGUCAAUGCAGAUCUCAGCUGUGACAUGGUGGGCAGUAGGCAUAGACAUGAAACAGAACCAUAUAAACUAAAUGAAAUGCACUUGGAAAGUCUCGCACUAGGAUCUGAACUGGAGUGCUCAACGCUAGGGAAACACAUCUCACACAUUGAAGAAGACAAAAGUAAGAACCAACCUUCAGCUGUCCUUAGCUGCAUGAAUUAUCAGACUGGUACCACCCAGGAGGUCAACAUCAAUGCCGCUGAUAAAAUCAAAGGAGAUGUUAUAACACCAAACAAAAGUGUUAAUCGCCCUCCCUCUCUCUGUUCUACCAACAGCAGCAGCGUAUUCCCAGUCUCUUCCAAAGAAAUAAAGAGAAGGAUUGAGAGUAGGGUAGCUAAUUUGAACAAGUCAGUUUCAUUGCCACUAUCUCUGAAUCUUACAAACCCCACAGACAGGUCAGCCCAGCGGAUUAUACCCAAACCUCUUCUGCCAGAUAAUCAUGUGACUGAUAAUUCCAGCAAAAUUUAUCAUACAAAGAAAAUGGCCAUGAAAAAUGUAGAUCUCCAAAGCUCAAGCGACCAUACUUUCUUGACACCCAGCUUCUCACCACAGUGUAAAACACAACAGUUAGAGGUUUCUCGUCUCACUGACCGCACAAUGACCCAUUCACAGCGACCAGUCACCUUAACUAGUGUAUUGGCCAGUAAAACCACAGUGAAAGAAAAGCCUUGCAGAAAGAAGGGAAGGCCUAAAAAGUGUGACCUGCUCAAGGGAGACAAUAUGUGCUCUUCUAAAAAGAGUAAAAAAAACUUACAAAUAAGUAUUAGAGAGUAUUUUCCAAUAGUUAAUGAAGAUUCCUCAGUUCAAUGUGCUGAUACGUUUUUAAGUAAAAACAGUGUUCAUAAUGAACUGCUUGUUUUAGGUAAAAACAGUGAACAGAAGGAUCCAGUCGGUCCAUUUCAGUUUACUGAUCGUAAAAAAACAGAUAUUCCUAAAUCUUUAGAUGCAUCUGAACAAGCCUGUAACAGUGUAAGUUUUGAUUCUGGACGAGAUACUGAGGUACAAACAUCACUAGCUACAGUUGGUCCAAUAUCUACCAUAAAAUCUAUUCAAACCAUAGCAUUGAUAGCGGACUCUGAAGUGACUAAUACAUCCCAAGACUUUCCUGACGCAUUCUGGGAAGAAAGUUUCGCUGACAUCUCUAUGUCAAAAGCUUUCUGGGACAGCGUGGACGUGUGGUGAACAACAGAUGUUAUUAACUGGUGUUUCAGUUGUAAUGUCUCUUAUUAUAUGUGAAAAGUUUGUCUGUUUUUUUUCUUGGCACAGUCUGCAAAACAGCUCACAGCUCAGUAGCAAAAAGCUGGCUAGAAGAAGAAGACGACUUUGUGGGAAGUUGAAAUUCUAUUCUAAAGAGCUGAAGAUAGUACUGAGAGCAGAAAUGAAUUGUUUUGACUGUUAUAUAAGUUGAAACUGACUUGAACCCUACAUCUUGUGUUAUGAGAGACAAAAAGACUACAUCUUCUACACAUAAAAUAGUGUGUUUCAAAAACAGCUGAUAUGUGAAAUGUGUUUUUUUUUCCUGAUGUUGUUUAUUCUGAAGCAAUGGAGAAGAAGGAUUAUAAUUCUCAGUGAUUUUUGGCUUAUUUCAUGGAGACUUCUGUUUGUAUUUUGAUUCUGCCAGGAAGAGAAGAGAAAAAAAAUCAGCCCAACCAGUCACUUCGGGGGAAAACGUUGGGAGCCUGGUACGCGGGGAGUCGAGGACAACUGCAGGGCUGGCCAAUCGAUACUUUGUCUAUCGAUCUUUCAUCGGGAAUUCGUGGUGUGCGGGGACACGUCGGCUGCUGGACCGGACAAAUCUCUAUUUAUCUACAGGCUGCUGGACCAGACAAAUCUUUAUUUAUCUACACUGACAAAAUUAUAGUCAUCUUCAUCUUCACGUUUUUCCAACUUUUUGGGAUUAUUGAAGGCAGGAGUGCAACUGAUACGAUCAGGGCCGGACUUACAAUAGUGCAGAUUGUGAGGCUGCUCAGGGCCUAACUCUUAAUGGGGGCGAAGCCUCCACAAACUAAAAAAUUAAACAUUAAAAUUAAAAAUAAAUAAAAGCACAACAACGGGAUUUAAUUUACAAGAACUUAAUUCUCCUUUUAAAAAAAAAAUGGCAUGAUUUCAAAAAUAAUUCAUAUAAUUUAAGUGUAUUUUUAUAGGCACUUGAACAAUAGAGUUCGGACUUCCACACUCUGUUCAGGGCCUCCACCUCUUUAAAUCCGGCACUAGAGAUUUAUUUGUGCUGCAAGUUUGCAAUUAAGGCUAUUAUAUUAUAAUAAUACUAGGGCUUGUCUUCCAGUCCCAAGAUUAAGGAGGAUUACAUCAUUACACGCGGCUACGCAGUCCACGCUGUGAUCUAUAUUUUUUUGCCAAAUCCAGCGCAGACUUAACCGAUGUCUACAAACAGGGCCGGCCUUAAGCUUAUUUAAACUAGGCAGCCGCCUAGGGCCUCCGAUUGGUGUGGGCCUCACACAGGAAUCAAAACAGUUCUUAUAGAAGAAAUAGCGACAGUUGUGAACAAUUUUAUUGUUGGACUCACUACGUUGUUUUUUUUAAAUAAAUAAAUUAUUAUUUUUUUUCACUGUUUAUUUUUUUUUUCUAUUUCGUGCACCAAAUUCACUUCGCCGAGGGCCUCCAAUAAUCUUAUGGUCGGUCCUGUUGCUGUUGGUCGGUUGAAUUUCUCUUUUCGCCACCUACAUCUACAGCUGUCCUUUGGCAGUAGAUUUGCUCUAGGUCUCCGAAGUGUACUUAAACAGUAGAAUGUCAGAAUUGUACGAAACUUAAGUCUACAUAAAAACUGUGAUCUUCUCGUCGUCUGCUUUUUUUCUCGUUUGACGUCAUGCCAUUCAAGAAAGAUGCCAAGAUUCUCACCGCGAUGUGCCUUUUUUGGCAGAAGUGUUCUCUUUGUUGCCAUUUUGAUAUUUUUAUAUCGAGUCAACAAAAUGAAUAAAAGCAACAACAAAAAAAAAAUAAUUUAAAAAAUGCAGUAACAUAGAAAAAAAGAAGAUAAAGCGAAAUGGGGAAAUGCGACUGCCAUAUAAGGGAACUAAAAGAACAUUAAAAAAAAAAGUAAGAAAUUGAAAAUAGGAAGAUUAUGGGAGACAUAAAGUAAAGUAACUUUUCCAUUUGAGACCAUGCAAUCUAUAUUGCAGAGGAUGUUAAGGUCAUCUGAUUCUUUUGUCAAUGGUUAACGAUCAACCGCCUUUGCUUAUGCUAUUUUCAAUACGCCUAAUUGUAAGAUCACUUUUGCAAUCUAAAUAGCUAAAUAGUAGUUACUUAUUUAUAUAAGUCAACACCCAUCUUGCCAGUGGCGUAGCUAGGGUGGCUGAGAAGGAGGGUCCAAAUUUGAAAAUCUCCCUGAGUGUCCGAAAUUUUAUUUUACAUAAAUAUUACGCCACUAUCUCAUUUCAUCAUGUCGAGUUUUAAAAUGCAGGGCCCCCCUUAAAGAGGUCAAGCCCCCCUAGCUCCAAAAUCCCUAGCUACGCCACUGCAUCCUGCUAACAUACAUAAAUCUGAAAAGAAAAUGAUUCUGUUAUUUUAUAUUAAAUUUCGAUUACAAUUUUCCUUUGUGUUGAUGGAAACCUGUAACCGAUACAUUCU
Molecule: messenger RNA, 5977 nt
Organism: Biomphalaria glabrata
Lineage: Eukaryota; Metazoa; Mollusca; Gastropoda; Planorbidae
Exons: 9
Coding region: 41-3574 (1177 amino acids)
Source: RefSeq, a predicted model, not a curated record